Micromonas commoda is the source of this 2181-nucleotide messenger RNA. RefSeq lists its product with no specific name. Lineage: Eukaryota; Viridiplantae; Chlorophyta; Mamiellophyceae; Mamiellales; Mamiellaceae. Bases 1 to 2109 code for a protein of 702 amino acids. The transcript has a single exon. The record is from RefSeq and is a predicted model, not a curated record.
AUGGCGCGGUCCGGCGCGGCCUCUCGCCCCUCUUCGUCGCUCCACGUCGCGACGGCCGCCCUCGCGCUGGCGGCGUCCGUCGUCGUCGUCGGCGCGGACCGCGACGGCGUCGCACCUGUGUUACUCAUAUCCCUCGACGGGUUCAGAGCCUCGUACCUCGACGCUCAGCCCGAGUCCGCGCUCCCGAACCUCAACGCCCUGUGGCGCGAGGGCGUCCGAGCGUCCCUUUAUCCGCAGUUCGUCUCCAAGACGUUCCCGAACCACUAUUCCAUCGUCACCGGGCUGCACGAGGAGCACCACGGCAUCGUCGCCAAUCACAUGUGGGAUCCAAAACUCGGCUCGGAGUUCACGAUGGCGAGCACGGGCACGGAGUGGUGGAGCGAGGGCGAGCCCAUCUGGGUCACCGCCUCGCGCGCGGACGUCCGCACGAAGACCUACUUUUGGCCCGGAAGCGAGUCCGUGAUCAAAAACCGCCGACCGGACGUCUUCUUCCCGUACGACCCGGAGACGACGUUCGAGCGAAGGGUCGACGUCGUCGGUCAAUGGGUGCGAGACGCGGUCGCCAAAACCGAUCCAAACACGCGUCGACCGUCGCCGUCGUUCAUGGCGCUCUACCUCGAAGAGCCCGACCACGCCGGGCACCGACACGGCCCACACUCGAUGCAGGUGCAGGCGGCGGUUCGUAGGGUGGACGAGGCGCUGGGCCGGCUUCGCGACGCCGCGGGGGCGGACGCGUGGAACCGCACCAACGUCUUGAUCGUCGCCGACCACGGCAUGGCGCCGCUCUCGCCGACGCGCGUGGUGAACCUCGGGGACGACGCGUGCGGCCUGAACUUCACGUCGCUGUUCGUCACGGGCGACGGCGUCGCCGCGCACCUGUGGCGCAGGCGCGGGCCCGCCGAGCAGACCCCGGCGGACGGUUCCCAUCCUCGUUCUCGCGAGGGUGACGAUGACGAUUCUUCUUCCGACGACUUGGCGGGGGGCAUGACGGUUACCGAGGCCCGGGCGAUGGCUCGUACAAUCACCGCGUGCCACCCGAACGUCACCGCGUGGGCGAGGGAGGACGUCCCGGCGCGGCUGAGGUACUCGGCCAACGCGAGGAUCGGACCGGUCGUCGUCGCCGCGGACGUCGGAUACCUCAUGUGCGGCUACGCAUCCUUCGACGCGAAGGUUCGACGAAAGUUGAACAUUUUCGAUGACGGCGUCGACCUUUCAACCGCGCGAGCGAGCGAUCCCGCGAACUGGGCGCUCGCGCACGUCGCCGACGCGGGGUGCGCGCCCGUGUGCGUCACUCCGAGUGACGGUGAGACGAACGAUUGCGGCGGCGCGCACGGGUACGACAACGUAGCGCCGGAGAUGCGAGCCGUGUUCCUCGCGCGGGGUCCGCUGUUUCGAAGCGACGGCGCGCGGCUGGUUGGCGAACUCGGGUACGAAUCGUCCGAGGCGGAGGCGCUCGUGGGUGAGGACGCGGCGACGUCGAGCGGGUCGUUGCACGCCGGGACGAUAAAGGACGCGGAGCGUUGGCAGGCGCGGACGCUCGCGUUUGACAACGUCGUCGUGCACUCGAUCGUCGCCGCGGGUUUGGGGUUGGACCUCGACCCGGGGUCUGUCAUGUUGGACGGCGCGCCGCCGCCGAGGGUGGACGGGUACCUGGACGAGGAGUUGGCGAACUUGCUGUUCCGCGACGGCGUCGGGGUUCGGUCCGGGCCGAGCGGCGACGGGGCUCGGGGAGCGUUGACCCCAGACGAAGACGACGACGACGACGACGAAGGAGGGGGAGGGGGAGGAGGGGACGGAAUGGCGUGGGUCGCGGCGGUCGGCGUCGUCGCGAUCGUCGUGGGCGCGAUCGUCGUGGCGGCGCGCGGGUACGUCCGUCGCGGGGAUGCGAAUUCCGCGUACGUCAAGCUCGGCUCGAUGUUCGAGCCGGGGGGAGGCGAGACAGAGGCGGAGAUCGAGUUGCCGGAGGUUCGAGUAACGGGCGAUGCGUCGGGGGCGCCAGCUGUGUUCGCCAGUUUGACGGAGGGGAACGACGGGGAGGGCGAGACGUCCGGGGGAGCGACGUCCGCGGGGACUUCGCAGAAGCUUCGAGAAGGGGACGAGAACGCGUAGACGCGAUGAGCGCGAGUAGUCGACCGAGCCGCAUUCAUACAUCUUUUCCGAGGCUGACAGAUCGCCACACUU